AGUGAGUCGGCCUCUUCGCAGCCAAAAAACUUCUCCUAAUUUCUUUGUCUCAAAACAACAUCUUGGACAAAAUCUUUCCCCGUCUCUUUUUUUCUAAUUUGACACUCUCCCUUUCAUCUCAGCAAUUCCCAGCUGUCUGCUGCGUGACUACUUGCAUCUUGUCUUCCCGGCGCUCUCGUAUACGCUGGUUUACCACUCGUCCAUCCCUAUCAUGUCUCGCUGUUCGAGUUAGACGCCCCUGUCCACGUCCUUGUGCCUGUUCGAAUUUGCUGCGGGAACUUGACUCGACUCGUUUCCCGACCAGGCUCGAGUUUUGCUACGAACGCCUACCAUUUCCCACACCCAGCGGAUCGCGCUGCUUCGGCCCUUGGGCAUAUUACGCUCUCACGACAUCUGAUAUUCCCACCCUCUAAUUCUGCGACUCGUCUCUCCUUUAAUUGCCAUACAAUCUCCACCCUGCUCGUUUUACAGUUGGGCACAUCCCACAGCCUCGAAUCAUCCAUCCUUCUCUCCAUCGCGCACCACUUAUCGUCUCCGAUAACCGACUGGGGACAUUGUCAAGUCUUCAAACCAUCUAAGGGCACACCGCAGGGACGAAAAGAAAGAGGUGGAUUCUGGCUCGAGGCAGAACUCUUGUCAUCAAGAGGUCUCAUUGAACCCGAAGGACAUUUGUAGAGAUGGCAGCUUUCUCUAACGCCUCUGAUGCGUUCUAUGACGACGUCUCAGGCAAUUCCCCGAGAGCGUAUCGAAGUGCACAGUUGAAUCGCCAGGGCGGUAGGGGUGAUCCCUACGGAAGCAUGAGCGCGCCUAUGUUUGGAACAGAGAGCGCUUUGCCAAACAUGCGCUUCGACGGCAUGCGAGAUAGCUUUGGUGGCCCCAUGCAGAAUCCUGGGGUUGGAAAUAUCAAUUUCCCCUAUGAUGCAAGCGCUGCUCAAACCUGGAGUUCUGGGGGAGCGUCUCUGCAAUCCUUCGGCAAUGGCAUGGGCGGCAUUCCUCAAAAUGCGAACUAUGGGCCAUCGCGAAGUGUCAAGCCCAGCCGAGGUCGUGUGGGCAUUUCGAAUAUUUGGUAUGAUCAGCCAGGACAGCUGCAGCAACAACACCCUGCUAUUGUGGGACACCGACCAGGUCCUCAAGGUCGUAAUGACCAGCAGGAAGACGAUGACGAACUGAUCCCUACUGCGAUUGUGAUUAAGAAUAUCCCUUUCGCCGUCAAGAAGGAGCAACUCGUCCAACUGAUGGUCGAUAUGAACCUACCUCUUCCAUAUGCGUUCAACUAUCAUUUCGACAACGGUGUCUUCCGGGGAUUGGCCUUCGCAAACUUCACUUCUCCGCAAGAGACCGAACAAGUCAUUCAGGCUUUGAAUCAUAUGGACUUAAGCGGUCGUAAGUUGCGCGUUGAGUACAAGAAAAUGUUGCCUCUUGCUGAACGAGAGCGCAUUGAAAGAGAGAAGCGCGAACGGCGUGGUCAGUUGGAGGAACAACAUCGCCCCAUGGCACAAUCGCAGCUUCAUAACCAGGUUUCACUGUCGUCGAUUUCGCGAAACACCCCAUCACCCCUGUCGCACCGCAGCACAAUGCCUGAUGUCGACAUGAAUGACCCUAAGACUCUCGAAUUUUAUACCGAGAUGACCUUGUUCAGACGAGACCCUACUCGUGAAGUCCUCAUAUUUCCCCCAACACUAGAACCUCACCAUCGUCGCGUUGUCCACACCUUGGCCCACCAUAUGGGUUUGAUGCACACAUCCCGCGGCACUGGAGACCAGCGACAGGUUCACAUCCACCGACCAGCGCCUGGCACAAAUGUAAGCCCACCGACCCUCGCAGGCGGAUUUGGGACCAAUGACGGUAUGCGCCAGACUCUUGCCAGGUCCUCCACAGCGGACUUCAACGACGGCAGACAAUACGAGGGACCUGCCUUUAACACUCUCCGCGGUCAAUCCUCGGUUGGGCUGCUGGAUGUCAUGGAUUCCAGCGCCUACGGCAGAAAUGCUGAUAGCAACCUCCGCAAUGCCAAGUCCUUUGCCGAUCUGCGAUCAUGGAGCCCGUCGCCCGUGCCUUCUUCUGCAAGCUUCCCUGCAGCCUUGCAGACCAAUGGAGCACGUUUGCAAGCGUUGAACGAUACAGCUGGCUCCAACACCCCCACAUUGACUCCGACGGCCUCUAACGCAGGCGUCAACCGAGAUGAACCAUUCCUCAUCUCCAGCUUCUCGAACCUUUCCAUGACUAACAACAGCGGCAGCCAGACCAGCCCUCGCCGGCAACGCAGCUUCUUCGGGAACGGAUCUGAGUGGACUGAUGGCCAGAACUACCAACCCACUGCCCCCAUUGGCAGCAAACGAACCGUCAGCAUAGGGCCAGAGACGACUUCCCAAAACACCAACCCCCUGCGUCAGUCGCGAGGGCCGAGUUCAACCAGCGCCAUCGGAUUCCGCCGACAAAACGGACGUGGCAGCGAUGAAUUGCGUACGGCCGCAUCAGCAAUUGCCGAAUGAAGAGACUAAGCAUAUACCCCCCUACUUUGAUGACGCUCUCUGCUGAGCAAUUGAUGAGUCAAUGAUCCACGAACGACAUGACCACCUCCUAUCAGGAAACAGCAAAAAGUUAGACGCAUAGGGCAGCCUACACGACUGCAUGAUUGGACUACAGAAAAAGAUUGUUGUAACGAAAUGACACAGGACUCCACGGGUGCGGCAUAAAGCAUUUUGUUACGAGAUCCCCAAGAAAGAAUGAUUGGCCCUGGGUUGUACACUUUGUUUCUUGACUUGAAUUUCCGAGAGAGCAGUGCAUUACGGGCGUUGAGCGCCAGAGCGCUCGACAAGGAGCUCAUACCGAGAUUGUCGACUAUGGGGCAGUCGGUUUGGUAUGGGACGAAGCGGAGGGAGCCUCCUUGUCAUGAUUUGCGUUUUUGAUUGUGCGGGAGAUGGAUUUAUGGAUGGGCUACACUCGUUUUUAAUCAGUCGGCAGACCACCUCGAAGGAGUGGUAGUAAUACCAGAUGAUUGUUUUGUUUGAUUAGAAUGGAUCUUGAUCGUUGAAUCAACUUGGCUCAGCCUUGCCGAAUGGCCUCCCAAUAGUUCCUCAGCUGGAGGAUCCAAUUAGAGCGAUAGAGCGAAUGAUUACAUAAGAGAUGCCA
Messenger RNA from Cladophialophora immunda, 3132 nucleotides. RefSeq lists its product as uncharacterized. NCBI's taxonomy places the organism in Eukaryota, Fungi, Ascomycota, Eurotiomycetes, Chaetothyriales, Herpotrichiellaceae. Gene Ontology annotation, cellular component: nucleus; cytoplasm. The record is from RefSeq and is a predicted model, not a curated record. The transcript has 3 exons. The coding region runs from base 678 to 2492 and encodes 604 amino acids. Gene Ontology annotation, molecular function: mRNA binding.